AUGGUGUCCUCAGAGAGCGCAACGCGUGAAGUACACCCAGUCUUCGCGGCAGCCUUCCCGGACGGAGACGUGACACUCCUCUCCAACGAUGAUGUCCUCUUCCCAAUCUCAUCAAGCACGCUCAGUCGCGCCUCUCCAUGGUUCCGAACCAUGCUAGGCCUCCCACAAAACUCACCAGAGACCAGCGGGGUGGAGUCUGUCAUCCCUGUGAGCGAGAGCUCCGAAGUUCUCCUGGGCUUGUUGUCCAUGAUCAGCAGCAUCUCCCUACCCACUCUUGACAACGUAGACUCUAUCGAACCCCUCCUCCAUGCCGCGGAGAAGUACGAGAUGACCAUGCCCAUCGCGAUAAUCCGCAUCGCCUUGCGGACGCUUGUCGACAAAUCUCCCAUUCGAGUUUACGACAUGGCGUGUCGAAUGUCUUGGGAAGAGGAAGCAAAGGCAGCCGCGUCGUGCACCCUAAGGAUGGAUAUUUUGUCGGAGAAUACCGCGACAGAACUCGCACGUCUUGAAGGACCUCACCUCAUGAAGCUGUUGAUGCUGCAUGAGCGCAGGAGAAAGUUGGUUGCGGCGGCCUUAGCGGACUCAGACCUGUUCAACGCUGGCAACAAACCUGGUCGACGGUGUUGCGAUGAGCUGGAGGAUCACACGGACUGGUGGGCGCUCAAAGUAGCGUGGCUCACAAAACCAUGGAACUUUGUUUGUCUCGGUCGAGAAGGGGAUGAGACAACCGCUGUUCCAUCGGAGGUAGAACUGAUGCUGGAAGGCAAGUGCCCGAAAUGCAGCCGUAACUUCUAUCAGAAGACCUGUACCUUGGAAAACCUCAGGGGAGUUGCACGAAGUCUCCCCCAAACUAUCGAGGUAUGA
Molecule: messenger RNA, 864 nt
Organism: Dichomitus squalens LYAD-421 SS1
Lineage: Eukaryota; Fungi; Basidiomycota; Agaricomycetes; Polyporales; Polyporaceae
Exons: 1
Coding region: 1-864 (287 amino acids)
Molecular function (GO): protein binding
Source: RefSeq, a predicted model, not a curated record